ACGAACUAUGCAUUAUCCAAACCAAACUCAGAUCAAUCCCUCUGCUUCUCUUUUCUAUCUGUCGCCUAAACACGCAGACGCCAAGCGCAAGGGCAAAAUCGUCUUUUCGAUCCCUUAUGAACAAAACAGGUGUGAACAGUUCGAUCCCCUUGAACAGUUCGAUCCCCGAGCUCUAGUAUAUGUAGGGGGAGGAAAAGAAAAGAAGGCUGCAGCGUGAGAAAAUGGAGGUGGUGGAAGACACGCUUUACCUGCAAUUGCAUAAGUUAUCAGCCAUAAAAUCGGAGGAGGAAGCAGUGCACCAAUUGCUUUCCACUCUCUGGAAAACAAGGAAAACCGGUCUCCGCGACAAGUCCCACUUGCAGUCUCUCCUCAAUCUACAAUCACUCUCCGACCUCGACCCUGUUUUGGCAUGCCUUCGUUCGCUCAUCAGAAAAUGGGUACAUGAAAACUUGACUGCCGACGACCUUCUGAAGCUCUUUCCACCCGAUUUGCCCCUCGAUUUGCAGAGCAUUCUGGUGUUGUCCCUUCAAAAGUUUGAGUCUCAAUGGAAGGACGAAAUAGCCAGAGAGCAGCCCAGAACCAGAACCAGAACCAGUGGAUGUUAUCAGGUUAAGACAACCUCUUUGGGUAUGUCACACUCAUUACAUAAUGAUCAUGUUGCUCAAUUAAGCCGACAUGAGUUUGCGUCAGAGUUCACUCCCAUGUCUCCUUGCAACUUGGGAACUCUACCUCGCCUAAAGUCAAUGACUUGGACCAUGGAGAACUGUAACUCCGGAUCAGCUAACAAAGUGGCCGUCAUUAAUCUCAAGCUGCAAGAUUAUACCAAAUCUAGUGUAGAUGAAAUCGAGGUGAAGUUCCAACUGACUAGGGACACUCUUGAAGCAAUGUUGAGGUCAUUGACCUACAUCAGAGAACAACUCUCAAGCGUGGUUGGGGCUGCUUCUGGGCCGUCACAGAAGAAGCAAAAGCAGUCAGAUCAUGUGGUUUGAUACAAUUUAGUGCAGAUACAGCUAACUUGUCUAACAAAUCGACAUGUCCUUGUUUCACUAAUACUCUUUUUUUCUUUGUAUUUUUAAAUUUCGGUUAACCCCUACUAUUUUUAGAUGUUAAAGUUGUUGCUUUUGUUACCAGAAAAUGCAAAACUCUUAUUGUAUCUAGUUUGCAAUGUCAAUGUUCUACAUUAAAUGCUAAAUGAAAUGAUUAGAAUCAUUUGAAUGAUGACCUUCA
Rosa rugosa (rugosa rose) is the source of this 1227-nucleotide messenger RNA. RefSeq lists its product as uncharacterized. The transcript has 6 exons. NCBI's taxonomy places the organism in Eukaryota, Viridiplantae, Streptophyta, Magnoliopsida, Rosales, Rosaceae. The coding region runs from base 222 to 989 and encodes 255 amino acids. The record is from RefSeq and is a predicted model, not a curated record.